Messenger RNA from Venustampulla echinocandica, 1359 nucleotides. RefSeq lists its product as uncharacterized. Gene Ontology annotation, molecular function: phosphatidylinositol binding. Lineage: Eukaryota; Fungi; Ascomycota; Leotiomycetes; Helotiales; Pleuroascaceae. The transcript is spliced from 2 exons. Gene Ontology annotation, biological process: early endosome to late endosome transport; protein targeting to lysosome; endosome to lysosome transport. The record is from RefSeq and is a predicted model, not a curated record. Gene Ontology annotation, cellular component: early endosome; late endosome; extrinsic component of endosome membrane. Bases 1 to 1359 code for a protein of 452 amino acids.
AUGUCACGACUUCAGCCCGGUUCGAAGGCCAUCUCAACUGCCAACAUCUCCUCCCAAUCUGCCUCGGCCAUCUCCAACACCUCAGCAGUAACACCAACACUAGUUUCCGAAUCUUCCCCCAAAGAACCGGUGUCGAGAUUGACAUCUCCUGCCCCCCGCCAGGGCAAUCGGGGAACCUCCGACCCACUCUCAGACCGUUCAACCCUCUUUUUGAUCCGCCGCGCUCUAUGUUCGCAUCUUGGGGAUAAAGCUCGAAGCACCCCGGCCCCAAUCGACGAGAUCCUCCCGCCGCUGACGAGCAGUAAUGAGGUGGAUCUACAGCUAUACGCUUUCAUUGCAAUUAUUGUCAGGGAGUUUAUACAGACAUGGUACACAAAGAUCACCCCAGAUCCUGUGUUUGUGGAGGAGGUGGUGAAGAUUAUCGCGCAUUGCACAAGAGCUCUCGAACAGCGGAUGAGGAACGUUGAUCUGGAGAGUUUACUGUUUGAUGAGCUGCCAGACCUUCUGGAUGUGCAUCUCCAAGCACAUCGAACGGCACAUUAUUCCCCACAUCCACCGCCUCUCAAAGCGAACCCCCGAAGGAUAUAUCACGCCUUAUGGCCACUCUCUGCAUUGUCACCGGUUCCCGAUGAUAGCGGAGGACCAUGCACUCAGCAACAGCUGAAUAAUGAGGCCGUAUACAGGCAACUGCUCGUACAAGGCGUUUUGGCUAUCCUAUUACCUACCGAGGACCUCGAAAAUGAUUGCUUGGUUACUUUAGUCGGCCAAAUAUUCUCUGAGAUGAUACUUGGCGGUGGUAUUGGUGGAAAGGCUUCAGAGCCAUGGAUGCUAUGGGAGGGUAUCACAAAAGCUGCGAAUGUCAUACAGACCCAGCUCCCAGGAUCAAAGGCCAAUGUUCGUCUUGCGAGGUCCAAUUCAGACUCAGUAUGCACGCCGCCCUUAGUUGUGGCUCUCCCGGACAAGCAGAAAUGGGGAAUUGGAUUGCGAAUUCGGAGCACUUUUUGGCUAGUCCUUCAAUAUGCCUUUGUUACCUUCACCGCUAUACGGCUUUUGGUCGCCACGAUUGCCACAGCACCAUCGCUACCCUCUCGUACGGCGCCUACGGAAAAUGCUACAGACCCAAGCGCUUCGAAAGAACAAAUGUUUCAACCCGCGCAGGAAAACGAACCUAGGCUAAAGGGGAGAAGACAAACGAAGAAGACGCCAAUCAUCAAAAUGAAAGCAUGGUCUGUCGUUUGUCACCUGCUAGAUGUGGACUUUCGUAUGCCGUGGCUUUGUGGGGCAAUAUCAAUGCUUCAGUGGACAGCACUGGUGGGACCAGCAGAGGUCGGCACGACCGAUGGGAUGCUUGACAAGUGA